Oryctolagus cuniculus (rabbit) is the source of this 306-nucleotide messenger RNA. The record is from RefSeq and is a predicted model, not a curated record. Lineage: Eukaryota; Metazoa; Chordata; Mammalia; Lagomorpha; Leporidae.
CAGGGUCGCGCUGCACGGACCGAGUGGGAGCGGCGGGCUGCGUCUCCGUCCAGGGCACGCAUGGGCAUCCUGACCGCGGUGACCCGGGGCCUGGUCCGCGGAGCGGACCGCAUGAGCCAGUGGACGAGCAAGCGCGGGCCGCGCACCUUCAACAAGGGCCGCGGUGCCAAGGGCACCGGCGUGCGCGCCUCGGGCGGGAGGUUCGUGCUGGUGGAGGAGAUGGCUCCGGAGUUCGUGGUGUCGGACUUGCCGCUUCAGCUCAAGCCAUACGUGUCUACGGCAGAUGAGAGUCUGCUUAUUAUGUGA